Molecule: messenger RNA, 2269 nt
Organism: Colletes gigas
Lineage: Eukaryota; Metazoa; Arthropoda; Insecta; Hymenoptera; Colletidae
Gene: Mcm10
Product: protein MCM10 homolog
Exons: 2
Coding region: 167-2269 (700 amino acids)
Biological process (GO): DNA replication; DNA replication initiation
Cellular component (GO): nucleus; replication fork protection complex
Molecular function (GO): DNA replication origin binding; single-stranded DNA binding
Source: RefSeq, a predicted model, not a curated record
AAUGUAAUAUCAGUAACCUUAGUGUUCAUUAAUAUUAAAGGAAAUAACAUGUCGAGUUAAUUGACAAAAUUAAUAAAAGUUUAAAUUUUAUUGACGAUUAACAUAUUCGUUUAUGUGACAACUAUAAAUUAAUUUGUGUAAUCUCAAAUAGCAAAGGGUAUUUGAAAUGGAUAAUGACAGUGAUUCUGACGUGGGUGAUAUUUUGAAUGAUCUUUUAGCUAAUAAUGAUACAGAGGAAACCGAAGAAAAUGAAGUAUCACCGCCAAAACAGACCCUGAAGGAGUUGAAUUUUAACUUCUUAGAUAGUACACCUAAACUAACCGAUGAAGCCAAACAAAUUAAUCAGAAAGAGAAGAGUGAAAUUUAUGAUGACACUCUCGAUUCUUCAGACGACGAAGAUAAACGUUGUUUCGAGGAACAAAAUUAUUCGAAUUAUGGCCGUGAUGUGAAAUCUUUAUUGAAGGAUACUUCUAAGAUAUACGAAGAUAAACCCCUAUAUCGCGAAACAAGUAGCAAAACUUUUGAUUUUAGCACCACAAAACAGAGUACAAUAGUAAACUCAACAACUAAUAAUAGUCUUGCGCCGAAAGAUGUUUACAGCGAUCCAUUCUUUGGAUUAAGAAUCGUUACACCGAUGGUGUCUUCCAUAGAAUUAAAAGCACGUAUGAAUGGUAAAAUAGCAGUAUCGGUAUCGAAAGUUAAAGUUCACAUUAACACAGGAAAAACAGAUAGCGAUUGGGUAAUUGCAGGUGUACUAAUAAAUAAGUCUCUUCCGAAAACUUCACAAAAAGGUAGUAUGUAUAGUAUAUGGAAAAUAAGCGAUUUGUCUGAAAAUGUAAGUACAGUGUGCCUUUUCAUGUUCGGUAGUGCAUAUAAAAUGUUUUGGAAAACUGCCGUUGGUACUGUAAUAGGUGUUCUUAAUCCAAAUAUCCUAGAAUCUAAAGAAUCUUCCGAUUUAGCUACAUUGUCCGUUACUAAUCCUCAAAGAAUCAUGAUUCUUGGUAAAUCUAAAGAUAUGGGGCAAUGUAAAUCGACGAAAAAGAAUGGCGAUCGUUGUACCAGUAUUAUAAAUAUUAGUCGUUGUGAAUUUUGUGUGUAUCAUGUUCAGAAAGAAUAUAAGAAGUGCUCUCGAAGAGCAGAACUUCAAUCGUUUAGCAAUACACAGAAAUUUUCAGCUCAAACGUCAAAGAACAAAUCUCAACAACGAAAACCAUUUAAUAAUAAUUGGCCAGAAUUUAAUGGUGUACUCUCUGUAAAAAGUAAACAAUUAGAAGAAAAAGAUGCCAAACGUUUAGCAUUACUUUCGGGUUGUCAAAAGAUUGAAAGUACAAAAUUGAUGAACGAAAGGAAGUUACCUGAACAAACGAAAAAAGACUUUGAACAGAUGCAGAAAUCAAGGGGUUGGAAAGCUGCUGUAUUGUCUCAAUCGUCUGAAAAAGUAGAUGUACCUAUAUCGUCUGCGUUAUUGAAAUCGUAUGCCUGCAAACAAAACAAUAUAGAAAACAAAAAUUUAAAUAUGCUUUCUUCUUCGCCCACGAGUCCUCGUUUAGGUGUCGGUUGCCUCAAAGGAACUAUCGAUUUGUCAGCACCGAUCACUAAAAAACAAGUUAACACAGUUAAAAGUAAUGCAGUUAAAUGGGUUCAAGAAAACGGGAAAAUUAAACCCAAGGAUCCUAACAAAAUACGGUUGUAUAAGGAAGAAAAGAUGGGAAAAGGUAAAAAACGAAUCAGGGAAUCAGAAGUUUGCGCGGAACAAGAAAGAAAAAAACCGAAUAUCUUAUCAGACAAAUUUCAAGAACUGAUGCAAGCUAAAUCUGCACACACCGAUCUUAUCGAGAGAUCUUACGAGAAGGAGCAGGAGAAAUAUUUCAAUAAGUUAGAAAUUAAAGAAAAAAUGGAAGAGAAGAUGUUGACCACUUAUAAAGUAUCUUGCAAAGCCGUUAAAUGUUUAGUUUGUAAGUAUACAUCGUUUUCUGCUUCCGACAUGUGUAAAGAGCAGAAACAUCCAUUGCGUGUUACCGACGCGAUGAAAAGAUUCUUUAAAUGCGGUGAUUGCGGGAAUAGAACAGUAAGUUUAGACAGAAUACCUUCGCAUAGUUGUAUAAAAUGCGGCAGCUCAAGUUGGACAAGAGCUGCGAUGAUGGACGAAAGAAAAACAAAUAUCCUUACUAACCCAUUAUCUAUACGCGGAGAUGAAGAAUCUCGUCUAGGAUCAGUGACUAAAGACGCCAGUCUUAAUCUCUUAGUACCGGAUAAAGACGAUAAAUAA